UAAAACGUUGAUGCAAAACGUUAAACUACCUUUUUUCUGCUUGUCGUAAUCUCGUUUUAAAAGAAAACAACUAUCAUUCCAUAUUUCAAAAGCAGUGAAACAUUCAUUGUUUCUAUCAAAAUGAAUAAAUUAGUUACCGUCACAAAAUAAUGUAAAUCAUAAUAAAAUAUAAAUUAAAAAUUUUCGUGUCGUUUUUAAACAUAUUUGUAGAAUUUGUGUGCUUGUAACAAAAUGUUAAUAAGCCCACUCAGAUGCAGUGGUCUCUUAAAACGUGGUAACCAUGGCUUGUUUGCAAUUAAUAAUAGUAUAGGACACAUCGUAGCUGGGCUCAAUCUCAAAAACUACUCCAAGGAUAAGGAUUUCUGGUGCAAGAACAUAGCCCAGACCGAAGGUAAAAGAGUGGAGCCGUGGCCAAAGCCCGACCCUCCACCACCUUCAUGGAGAUGUGAAUGCCCCAGAGAACCUCAGCUGCCUAAUUAUGAUCCCUACAGGAUAAAAGUACCAAAUGUUGUUGUACCACCGCUCCCUGCCAGUAAUGUCAAGCCAAUGUUAGAAUGUGCGAGGACCAAGGGUCCAUGUUCUCUGAAGCCAGUGCCUGAUGAACCUCCAUGCCCGCCUCCACCGCCAAAACCGUUUCCUUGGAUAUACGUUUGGAUACUGGCAUCGUUUUUUACUACAAUGGGAUUAAUCUAUAGAAUAUAUCUGUGGAAAGAAGAACGAGAUAGACUGGGUGAAAAUGUUCCAAUAUGGCGUCCACGCCGUAAGAUCAAGCGACCGUAUCACGAUAAAGAUCUGCCAGCUUGCGUGCAGUACCUGAUUGUGGGUGCAGGUGCAGCUGGCUGGGCUGCCUAUAGAGCCAUCAUGGAACACGACAAAACAGCUAAAGUUUUCUUUAUAACAAAAGAAGACAUUUUGCCAUAUCGCCGCCCGCCGAUGUCGAAGCAUAUGUGGUGGAAUCCAGAACCGCCUGAUAUUAAAACUCUCAACUAUAUAGAAGAAGGAAGGAAAUACACCAUGUACUUAUCCGAAUGCCACAAGUUUAUGGAUCCAGUCGAAUUUUAUCGAAAGAAAGUUGGGCCGGCGGUGUCGAUAGCGAGUGGAUGGUGCGUGCAGAGGGUGGACGCAAGCGAACACGUGGUCUACAUCAAGACUAUGUGUGGAGAACAGCCUAUUUAUUAUGAACGGUGUUUGCUCGCGCCUGGUUCAAAACCCAAGAAUCUUGGAAUAUUCAAAUCGGCACCUAAAGCAGUUCGCGAUCGCGUAUGCACGUUUCGAACUGUCAGGGACUUGGAGAUUGCAUAUCGGAAGGUGAAGGCUGCUAAACACGUAGUGAUACUCGGAGGCGGAUGUCUGGGUUGCGAAUUAGCUUGGCAUCUUGGUCGAAUGAAUAAAGUGGUAGAACGGCCUAAAGAUCAAGAGCCUAUAGAGAUCGUGCACAUGUUCAAGGACAAAGGCAUCUUGUCUAGUAUACUGCCGGAGUAUCUUGGCGAAUGGGCCGCAGAGAAGAUUAAGCGUGAAGGGGUUACACUUAUGCCACUGACGCAGAUAUACGAUGCUUUCGAAUCGCCCGACGGACGAUUAGAACUGACACUGUCGAACGGGACUUCCCUCGUUACAGAUUUUGUACUAGUAGCAAUAGGUACCGAGCCCCGAAUGGAGAUGGCCGAACCUUCGUUCUUAGAGCAAGACUUUAAGAAUGGAGGUUUUAAAGUUAAUACGGAAUUAGAGGCCAGAACACAUCUUUACGUGGCUGGUGAUGCUGCUAGCUUUUACUCAAAAUGGAAGAAUACACGACAACGGUUUGAGCAUUACACCAAUGCAGAAGAGCAAGGAUACAUAGCUGGUGCCAACAUGACGGGUUAUUGGAUGCCGUGCAACAUGGAGCCACAUUACUGGUUGCAGCUUGGAGACGCGCUUGAAAUGGAGGUGGUGGGAGAGAUAGGUGCGUGUAUGCCCACGGUUGCACUGUUCAAGCAAUGCACUCCUGAUGAGGUACCAGUCAAAAUGGAACCACAAGCUGGCGAUGGGGACAAACCAUGUUACAAGAGGAGUGAGGAAUAUCAGAACCGGUACAAACGGGGUCUGAUCUUUUAUUUACGUGAUGAGACAGUGGUUGGGUUCGUAUUUUGGAACAUGCCGCCGAUCGAAGACCGAAAAGAAGUCGCUACUGAGUUACUACGCGCUAAGCCUACCUACAAGGAUAUCAAUUUACUAGCGGAGCUGCUUGGUUUUCCAGAAACGAAGUGUGUCUACAUCCCUGAAGAAGAGCUCAAAGAAUCCGGGCCUUGCAUAAAGAAUUGGAGAGUAUUUUGAUGGAUCAGCACGAAACUAGGAAACUGAAGAUAACUCGAAAAGUACAAUUGAACCUCAAGCAUAAACUAUCCGAUAUAUUGUCUUAAUCACUGAUAGACAAAGUGUGAAAGUUAAUCUGUGUUUU
Galleria mellonella (greater wax moth) is the source of this 2437-nucleotide messenger RNA. It is a transcript of the gene aif, whose product is annotated as apoptosis-inducing factor 1, mitochondrial. Bases 232 to 2313 code for a protein of 693 amino acids. The transcript has 16 exons. Gene Ontology annotation, biological process: apoptotic process; mitochondrial respiratory chain complex assembly. Gene Ontology annotation, cellular component: cytoplasm; mitochondrion. Lineage: Eukaryota; Metazoa; Arthropoda; Insecta; Lepidoptera; Pyralidae. Gene Ontology annotation, molecular function: protein dimerization activity; NAD(P)H oxidase H2O2-forming activity; FAD binding. The record is from RefSeq and is a predicted model, not a curated record.